Molecule: messenger RNA, 974 nt
Organism: Cydia amplana
Lineage: Eukaryota; Metazoa; Arthropoda; Insecta; Lepidoptera; Tortricidae
Gene: Prosalpha5
Product: proteasome subunit alpha type-5
Exons: 6
Coding region: 129-935 (268 amino acids)
Biological process (GO): proteasome-mediated ubiquitin-dependent protein catabolic process
Cellular component (GO): proteasome core complex, alpha-subunit complex; nucleus; proteasome core complex
Source: RefSeq, a predicted model, not a curated record
ACGAAACUUCACUUGACAUUUCGUUCGUCGUUUGCUUGCUUUAUUUGAUCGCUUCCAUCAAAUCAUUUUUGAUUACUCACUGUAAUUUGUAAUUGUGUUAUAUCUUACUUUCAACUAAACCAUUAAAGAUGUUCCUUACCCGAUCUGAGUAUGACCGCGGUGUCAACACCUUCAGUCCCGAGGGAAGGCUGUUCCAGGUGGAAUAUGCCAUUGAAGCUAUUAAAUUGGGGUCGACGGCGAUAGGAAUUUGCACUUCGGAAGGUGUUGUUCUGGCAGUUGAGAAGCGCAUCACGUCUCCCCUUAUGGAGCCGACGACUAUUGAAAAGAUCGUGGAAGUUGAUCGCCACAUCGCUUGCGCCGUCUCAGGCCUAAUGGCUGAUUCCAGAACACUAGUGGAGCGUGCGCGUGUGGAGUGCCUGAACCACUGGUUUGUGUACAACGAGCGCAUGAGCGUGGAGUCAUGUGCGCAGGCGGUGUCCAACCUCGCCAUCCAGUUUGGGGACAGUGAUGACGACAGUGGCACUGCCAUGUCCAGGCCUUUUGGUGUUGCUGUCAUGUUUGCAGGUAUUGAUGAGAAGGGACCCCAACUAUUCCACAUGGACCCCAGCGGAACAUUUGUGCAGUACGAUGCUAAAGCCAUUGGCUCCGGCAGUGAAGGUGCUCAGCAGAGCUUGAAGGAAGUAUACCACAAGUCCAUGACCCUGAAGGAGGCCAUCAAGUCCGCCCUCACCAUCCUGAAGCAGGUUAUGGAGGAGAAGUUGUCUGAAAGCAACGUGGAGGUGGUCACCAUGACGCCCGACUCCAUGUUCCACAUGUACUCGCGCGAGCAGCUGGCAGAGAUAAUCGCGAACGUUCCUGAGCUACAGUCCAGCGCGUCGGGCUCCAUAAAUACCAUCAACGACUUCUCCAAACUCAAGCUAGGAUCGGCUCGCUAGAUGGCGUUAAAAUGCUAAUUGCUUACCAGCACAGAUGGC